Molecule: messenger RNA, 3293 nt
Organism: Cryptomeria japonica (Japanese cedar)
Lineage: Eukaryota; Viridiplantae; Streptophyta; Pinopsida; Cupressales; Cupressaceae
Exons: 4
Coding region: 422-2776 (784 amino acids)
Source: RefSeq, a predicted model, not a curated record
CCCACCACAACAAUUUUAACGGAACCUCCGAAAGCGAAGGAUUCCCGGUUUGAAAGGCGAAAACCAAUUUCUUUAUCUUUUCUUUCCGGAAAUGGGAGGGAAAGCAGCAGCAGAAUGAGAGGACGAGCAGUAGCAGUGACAAUUGAAAAUGUUAAAGGCUUUAAAUACACCAUGUUCGAAUCGAAAUGUACAGUAGCUUUGCUGGUUUUCUAUAAGAGUAUCGUCUCCCUUCCAAUCCGCAUUGCAAUGGGAGAUUUAGCCUUCCGAAAUGGAACAGAAGCAGAUUCAGCUUGAGCAGUAUUACAGAGACGGGAGUUGUUUUCCCAGCGAGAAGGGUUUGGUGCAGAAAGAAGGUUGUGGAUGCAAUGGAAUGUAUCUUGUGAAGUUAGGGACCAGGGUUUUGGUACCGUUGUGAAAGGAAAUGGCUAGUAGUGUUUACUGUCAUUGGAGUAAAAUCAACUGUGAUCCUUGUAAUUGUAAUUGCAUGUUGGGUAGUGACUGCAACUCUUCACCACAGAGGUCUGUUAGGAGGAAGCUUGAAGGGCUCAACUUGAAAUGUAAUAACUCCUGCAUUUCAGCAAGAGACGACGGAGGAUCUACUGCAGAAGAAGGUAUUGUUUCCAAAGAUGUCACGGACUGCACGCAUUGUUAUCAGCAAUGGAAUGAUUCCACAAAAGAGAUUAUUGAAGAGUCCAGAAAGUUAAUAUAUUUUGGAGAGUUACCAAAAACACUUAUAUCUGAAAUUUCGACAGAACAAGUUAAUGGUAGAAGUUGUUUUUCUUUGACAUUGCAUGAGGAAAAUGAAGGAUUUGAUUCCUUACAUAGCAGUCUACACUAUUCUUCCCCCGCUCAUAUUGAUGAUCGCUUUUCUUCAAAGAAAGUGCUCGUGAUGAAGAAAAACGCUCCAGGGAAUGUGCCUGUAGAAGCUGAAAGCCAUAUUCAUAUGAUGGAAGUAGAGAAAGAAGCGCAUACAUUAAGGGAGGCUCUUCGCGGCCAACAUUACGCUUUACAGGACCUCUAUACUGAACUAGAGGAGGAGAGAAAUGCGUCAUCCACUGCAGCAAAUGAAGCAUUAUCCAUGAUUUUGCGCCUUCAAGAUGAAAAGGCUGCAGUGCGUUUGGAGGCUAACCAGUACAAAAGAAUGGCGGAGGAAAAGAUUGCCCAUGAUCAAGAAUCCUUAGCAUUCUUUGAAGAAAUUAUUUACAGGAAAGACAAGGAGAUUGAUGCUUUGGAGUAUGAAAUACAAGCAUACAGACACAGAUUGCUGAGUAUUGGAUUUGAUGACCUUGAAAUUGGAAAGAUUCGAUACCUGGAACGGUCUUAUUCAAAUGACAACACAAAUGCCAGGUAUGGAGGUUGUGAUAACUGGAUAAAUUCGGAACAGGAGUGCUCUGGUAGUCAUGUUACUCUUGGUUGGAAAACUUCAAAUAAUACACAUUCCCGAGAUUUAUGGAAGAUACAAGACAAGAAAGGGAAGAGAUGCAUUUGCAAGAAUGAUCACACAUGCUUAGAUGAUACGUGGAAUGAGGGCACAAAUGCAUUUGGUUCUGGUUUACCACAAAACCAACAGGGUGUAUCAUGUUCAGAGGGAGUCACACAUGGACAAGAUAGAGCCUCAGGCAACUCUAAUAGGAUUCAGCUAGAAGGAAAUUCCGUUUCCAGAAAUGUGAUUAAAGAAUCUAUCAGAGUUUUUUCCAAUAAUAGGAGUGAUAACUAUGCAAGACAAAUAACAGAGAUUGAUUGGAAACUACAGCAAGGAUUCAAGGACACUGAAGUGGAACCUGAUUUUACAACACAGAGAUUUAAAGUACAGGAUCCUGUCCAUGAAAUAGGAAUGAAUACCCCAGAACUUUCCCCUAGAGGAAAUAGUUUUACUCUCUGGGAGGACAUAGAAAAAUUAGAGGAUCAGCUACAGCAGUUAUCAAAGCGGAGAGGACUCAAUUGUUGUGUAGAGGAGGAAUGGGCAUCAACAAGUAGGGAGCUCCAGAAAACAGUUGCAGCUUACACUGCCAGUUUAAGGGAAGGAGCCAGGUCCCACUGGAGACUACCCUUAGACAACAUCUUCAUGUGUGAUGGUCUGAUAAAAGAUACUGGGGUACAAUCUACAGGGGAUCCUCGACUUUCAAACAUCUGUGAAAAAGGCAAGGAGAAUGUGAAACUACCAAAAGCUAAUUCACAAGUCCUAUUUUCAGAAAUCAAUCCGUCAAAUCUCAAAGCUGCUGGUAAUGAAAGUGACUCAAGUUUCAAUAUUCAUGAUGUUUAUGUGAUCCAGAAUGAAUAUGAAAGGAAUGGAGAAGUUAUGUCUGACAAAGCACAUGCUUUGAAUUUGGACCUGGAGGAUGGGGAUCGGCUUGGUAAACCAGAUCCAUUACCACAGAAUUUUUUCUUGGACCCUAGUUCUACUGCAAGAAAUUCAUUGCCGUCUUCAUCACAUAAUGCCCAUGAAUUUAAUGUAAGCACUAGUCUUUGCAAUGCUUUAUCGGUUGUUCCAGUGGAGUCGAUGCUUGAAUUUUCUUCGGUUCAAGAGGAUGUUAGACAUAUCAACACGAGGCUUCAGGCACUGGAGGAAAACGGAGAGUUUGUGAAGCAGGCAAUUGAUUCGCUGAAAAGGGAUAGAGAAGAAUUAUCAUUGCUGAAGGAGAUAGCUCAGCAGCUUCGUGAAUUAAAAGAACCAUUGAAGAGCUGCAAAGAUGUGAAAAGUUCACCCCCUCACGAGGAGCAAGAGGAUGCAUCUGUUGUCAGAUUCAUGGAGGCUAUGCUAAGUUUUUCAAUAUAAUGUGUUAUACAACAUUCAGAUUCUCAAUUCAUGCCUAGGGGGGUUCGGAGCAUUAUUGUCCCUUCCAAACAUGUUGUGAUUGUAAGAGUCUUUAUCUACUGCACAUGACAAAAGUUGACAGGUGCUUUUGGUCGCAUGCUAACUUCAACCUACCUGUUAUGUUUUUGGUUGUAUCAUUGCAAUUGGAAUUACUGGGGCAUUGAACUGGUAUCCAGAAACACCUCAAGCAUGUACUGGCACAUGACAUCAUACAAUCAGAUGAUCAUUGUUCUAUAGUUGUAUUUGGAGAUAGGAUUUGUUUGGUAUAUUCAAAUGUUUGUAUAGAAAUUUUGACUUUGUAUAUUGCAAAUAUGAUGUAAAAUUCAUGGAUACCCUAUAGUUAAAGCAGCAUUGGAAAUGCAGCAGAAACUCAAGCCAGAGGUCUUUUUUAAGACAAAAGAGAUUCGCAGUCACCUUAUUCUUAGAGAGGAAGGCGAUCCUAGUAAGGAGUAUUAGCAUUGAAAGUGUGUUUUUUUUC